ACUAACGACGGUCGGUGUGCUUGUGCUACUCGGCGACGGCAAAGGCUCGCUUCGAUAAAGGUUUCUGCGGGAUUCGGUGCGGUUUAGUUUUUUGUGUGCUCUUUUUCCUCAUUCAUCCAUUUUUCUCGCUCGGGGCCGGACCCGACCCGAUCGUCAAGGGCGACUACUAUACUCUAUACCUACUGUUGGUGGUGCUGUUUGCACAAUACGCGUCGGUCGCGGUUUGUACGGUCGCGGCGCGACGGUGGCUAAUUGGAUUUUGGGCAGUGUAAAAUUUGUGGAAAAUUGUGUGAUUUUUGCAUGCGUUUUUGGUGUAAUUUGGCUACCGGAAAGGUCAGCCAGUCAGUCAGCAGUCCGAAAAAGAAGGUGCCUACUGCGAUGUGUGUGAUUUACUUGCCUUGAAGCUGUGCGGUUGUUGGUGAGGCUCGACGAAGCGAAGAAAAAAUAAAAUAAAAUACAGAAAAGAGUGCGUUGUGUGUGCUGCUGUUUCCCCCGCCCUCCCCAGUGCUUGCUUCGCAAGAUUGCUUAUCGCUUUCUUCACUCCAGUGUAAGUGGCUUUUAUACACGAAUAACAUGGAUAUGUGUAUUUGUGGUCGGCUCUUGUGAUAAGAAUUUCCUGCUGCUGAAAGUACCUACAGUAGGAAAUGAGAAUUGUGCAUUUCCCACUGGUGCUGGUGGUGUGAAUCAACCGACUGGAAUCUGCCUGCAGCCAGAACCGCAGCUGGGCUCAUCUAAUUGGAAACCAUCUUCGUUGUAAACCUAAUCGAUCGUGUUAAUCGGAAAAUUCACAAAAUGUAAAUCCUUCGUGAAAUAGCGUUGUGCAGUGUAGUUUAAUCAGUGGCCGAAGUGGCUGAAUAAAUUAUACCUCUAGAGAAAUAAAUAGCUAGACCGUGCGUGUGCGUGUGUGUGGUUUAUAUCCCUGGUGCACAUAAAAAUAAUUACUCCAACCUUCAAUUGGCAAUCACAGCGCAAAAAAAAUGCUCCCCUUCCUAUCCGACCACCACCAGCAGAAGCAGCAGCAGCAACACCAGUGCAGCACGGUGUGAGUUCCGCGUUAAUGCCCGCGAAACGUAAGCGCAAGAAGCGAUCUACACGCGAGCGUCCCCGGUGGUCCUUCCCUGACAGCGUCCACAAUUCCUUCGGAUUUUCAAAAUGGACCGCCUACAGCGCGUAAUAUUUCUGCUGGGCUGGGUCCUGGUUCUGGGUCUGGUAGAAACUUCCAGCCCGCUAAGCUUGAUUCAACAGCCGCUGCCCCAGCAGCAACCGCAUCCACAUCAACCGCUGCAGCACUCGAAGAAUCCGGUGGUUCCGGAGCAAAACCCGGUGCUACCGUCCAAGAUCGGUAGCCCCAGCGGGUUGAUAAUCGAAGAUUCGCCGAUCGCGCCCUCUUCACAGUACAUCGUGCAGAAGGACGUGUGGAGCAGUGGAGGUGUUGCCGCCGGAGGCGGUGCAGGAGGUGCUAGCAACUAUCACAACCAUCACCAUCAACAACAGUCAAACCAUAAUCUGUACCCCUCACGGCCAAUAUCAUCCUCUAGUGAUUCUUCCAGUAGUAGCGGUAGUAGUAGUAAUCCUAGCGAUGACCCCGUUCGAUCCCCGCUGGUCCCCGAUAGUAACGAUACUUUCCGUUAUCUUGUCCCAGGGGCCGGAGGUGUCGGAGCCGGCGGAUCCGGCUUCAGCUGGACCUGGUUCUUCAGUGGCAACGAGUGGACACUGAUGGAGUGCUUCUCGCUGCGCAGGACGCACCAUCUGUACUAUCAGAUCGGCAACGGGUUGUUCUUGUUGGCCUUCCUGGCCCCGAACGCUCCCUUCGGGAUGCUCUGGUUGCGCUGUGUCGUGAUCGCCGGCUGCGUGCUGAUGAUCAUCUGGGGCUGGCAGGUCGAGUGCACCGUCGAUGCCGUCAUCUGGGCCAGCCUGUUUCUGAUCAUCAACGCCAUCUACGUGGGAGCGCUGCUGUGCAAACUGCGCCCGGUUAAGUUCGAGAAGGAGAUCGAAGCGGUGUACGUGGCCCUGUUCAAACCGCUCCGGGUGUCCCGGCAUCAGUUCAAGAAGGUGCUAAACUGCAUGAAACUGGUCCGCUCGCUCAAGUACCAGGAGAUCUACGCACAGGAAAAGGUCACCAAGGUGGACAGCCUGUCGCUGGUGCUGUCCGGGAAGUUGGUGGUUUCGCAGAACCAGAAGGCACUGCACAUCGUCUUCCCGCACCAGUUUCUGGACUCGCCCGAAUGGUUCGGAGUGUCCACGGAUGAUUACUUUCAGGUGUCAAUCAUGGCAAUGGAAGAGUCCCGCGUUCUGAUUUGGCACCGGGACAAGCUGAAACUGUCAAUUAUGGCGGAACCGUUUCUGCAGGCCGUGUUCGAUCACAUCCUCGGACGGGACGUCGUAAAAAAGCUGAUGCAAGUGACGCAGGUUAGCGAAACGAUGGCCCAAAGCAAUGGGUACAUUUCGUCCGGCUAUGGGGACGACGCCGAAGAUAAGCCCAUGUUGGUGAUGAAAAACAGUAAAUCCGGUGGCGAGAGCAAUGGUGGUGGUGGUGGCGGUGGCGGCGGCGGAGGCGGACAUGGCAUCACCGCUCUCAUCAAUCGGCAGCUGCAGGAGGAGAGCCUACCGCUGCUGCUGAAUUCGGCCAAUCCGUCACCGUUGAUGUCACUUCACAUGCGUCUGCUGCACUCGGUCGAGAAUAAGUUCAUCAAAAAGAUCUACGACGUGUGACGAGUCCUGCGCAGCACACAAACAACACUCAAACACAAACGCAAUCACACGCCUCAACAUCAUAAACAACGUUUCGAAGUCUAGUCCCUCGAAUUGAGUUCAAUUUGAGAUUGUAUUUUUUUUAUACAUAAUUGUUUGUUAGUUUUUUUGAUCAUACCAUACAACUAUUCUUUUGUAAGAUUUUUUCUCUUUCUGUGAGAUUCUAUGUAAAAAACAAUUAUUAAAAAUUCACAAACAACGAAUUCGAACGGAACGGAACGGUGGAACAACGCAAAGCAACGCAACGCAACACGAAAGCCGAACGGACGAACUCUCUCUAAGGUCAUGUUUUGUUUUGUUCACAAUCUAUUUUGAGCGUCACUCAUUUUUGCAGCGGAUCCGAACGCGUGGCGACUCGGCCGAAUCGACGAAACCGACCACGAGACGGCCGUUUAAUAUUAGGCCUGGCGGUGCUCCCCCGGUCAACUUCCCCGGAACCCGAACCCGAACCCGAAUCAGCAGCAGCAACAGCAGCAACGACAGUUGUGUCCACUUGGUCAGCCGAUCGGCACUGCCGGCGGCGGUGGCGCCAGCGUCCUGCCGGGGGAUUUGCACCACGGCAUCAUCGCACUGGAUGUCGACUGGAUUCGGCCGUAGGUAGACCGGUGAGGGGCACCGAACAGAAGGAGGCGCGGGUUGAAAAGCUGUGCUUUUGCCCGUGUUUCCCGGAAUCAAUUAGUAAAGUAAAUUUAAAACAAAAAAAAAACAGAUUACCUUUUAGCGCCUCUGUAAUUUGUGCAGAAUCCCUUCCGUUUGAGAUGCAACUAAUGGUAUUUUACAGAGUAAAAAUAUAUACUUUCUUGGCUUAGUUCCUGCGUUCUUUGUUGUACAAUUGUUCGAUAGGAAAUAUUUAUAUUUAUAACGUGUAGUUCUUACAAUGACGAUGAUGAUGAGUAAAAGCGUUCUUCGGAGUUAAUCAAGAAGUUUUUUCCCCCAAAAAAUAAGUGCUCGACGAGCCCGGGCAAAUGCAAUCGUUGCCGGUCUUUGGCCCCUAGCAUUUCUUUUGCUUCCGUCGAACGAGCAACACCUGACUCAAUUCAAAGAAAAUACUUACCGAGAAAGAGAGUAGAAAACCAAUAAAUGGAAGCCUUUUUUGCUCUAAAUGUGUUGUCCCAAUCAGACGACGACAAACAGAACUUACAAGAGUAGAUGAACCAAUAGACAGAAGAAAGAAAAAAAAACAAAAACCCAAACGUAAAAUAAUUAGUCGUAAAAAAGUAUAGUUACACUGUUACAGAUGAUAAUCUUGAAGCUCUUGAUGUUAGAAGUUAAAUUUAGUAAACCAGAAGAAGCGUUACAAAGAAAAAUUUACAAUGUGUUGACCGACGAAGGCGAAGGGAACGAACCAAGGAACGGCCUUCCUAUUUUCGAGAGGGUGGAAAACUCAAACAUUUCAGUCGUGUUGUACAAUUAGCGAUUAUAUCCAAUGCGAAAGUGAGUAGAUAUUGAAAGAAAGGAAAUUUUUCCUGUUGGUUUUUACCCAACAAAAGGACGGAACAAAUAAGCAAAAGAAAGCCGAACAGAAUGCAUCCGUUGAUAUGAUAGUUGAUAGAUAGGAAAAUAAAAAACAAAACAAACCGAGCUAAAAAACCAAGAGAAUAACACAACUUACUACAAGAUAACAAAACGAAUCAAUCUAAUCACAAAGAGAAUGAAGUUAACUUCCAGUCUUAAUUAAUAAAAAAACAUUAAUGAAUAAGAAAACAAAAUCAGCAGCGAACGGACAAGUGAAAAACAACAAGCACAGCAACAACAACAACCACAACAACAAGGGACGAACAGAAUGGAAUCCAUUACCUUCUUCUUCUUCUACUAAACUAGUUUGUGUUUUGUAAGUACAAGUUUGUGGACUGGUGAGUGGAUUGAUCGAAUGCGCCUGUCUGCCUGUUGAAUGUGGUUUUGAAGGAGUGGCUUGGCAAUCUGUUGUACAGAGAAGAGCAAAACCUUGUUAUAGGUUGCAUAGUUAGAUUAAAACCAAAACGGACGGCCGAUGGUAGGUGAAAGCAAACGAAAACAAAAAACACUCGAAUCCUUUGUCAGUCAGUGAAAAGUGCUAGGUACUACGAAACCGCUCUAGGAACGAAUAUAAGCAACGUUAGAGAUAAAGACAGAUAGAGAGACAGAGAUUUAAUCGUUCUAAUCGAAAGAGUAACUAUUAUUUUAAAAAUAAA
Sabethes cyaneus is the source of this 4922-nucleotide messenger RNA. RefSeq lists its product as uncharacterized. The transcript is spliced from 8 exons. Bases 1153 to 2712 code for a protein of 519 amino acids. Gene Ontology annotation, molecular function: cAMP binding. Gene Ontology annotation, cellular component: sarcolemma. Lineage: Eukaryota; Metazoa; Arthropoda; Insecta; Diptera; Culicidae. The record is from RefSeq and is a predicted model, not a curated record.